Messenger RNA from Chenopodium quinoa (quinoa), 579 nucleotides. RefSeq lists its product as uncharacterized. The record is from RefSeq and is a predicted model, not a curated record. Lineage: Eukaryota; Viridiplantae; Streptophyta; Magnoliopsida; Caryophyllales; Amaranthaceae. The coding region runs from base 1 to 579 and encodes 192 amino acids. The transcript is spliced from 2 exons.
AUGAAAUUCUCAUAUCACAGAAAUUCUCAUAUCACAGAAACUCAAAGAGAGGCUGUUGCAGUUCCUGCUCACAUUGUGAGUUAUUAUCAAGAAGGCGAUGAUCCUAUCAAUUACCUUGCUGCUACUGCAUUCCUAGAGUUAGAACAUGCAUCCUUCUCACCAGAUAUCUUCAGAGAGAGAGCCAUACUCACACCGUUAAAUGAUGUAGUUGACUCCAUCAACACAUUUAGUAUUAAUAAAUUUCCAAGGAACUCUGUUGUUUACAAGAGUUUUGACAGCAUGCUAGAUGAUAACUGUGUAAUUUACCCAACAGAGUUCCUAAACCAGCUUGCACCUGGUGCUAUGACUCCACAUGAACUUGUUCUAAAAAUAAACAGCCCUGUAAUAUUGCUCGGGAACAUUGAUCCAGCAGAUGGCCUGUGCAAUGGGACACGUUUUAUAUGCAAGUCUUUCAGAAGGAAUGUGAUUGUUUGUUCUAUAGCCACUAGUCAUUGCCAAGGAGAACUUGUAUUAGUUCAUCGUGUUAAUCUCCGGCCUCCAUCAUCAACAAAAUAUCCUAUUCAGUUUGAACGGAUAUAG